Messenger RNA from Rotaria sordida, 231 nucleotides. Lineage: Eukaryota; Metazoa; Rotifera; Eurotatoria; Philodinida; Philodinidae. The record is from the annotation of a GenBank genome assembly.
AUGGGCGUCGAUGUUUCCACAGCGGUUACACAAGCGAAUUUUGCCUGUCUAAAAGGAAAAGGAUACAAUUUUGCUAUCGUCCGAGCUUAUCGAAGUUCUGGUACGAUCGAUCCGAAUGCUGUUCAAACGAUUAAAAAUGCUUGGAAUGCUAAAAUGGCUCAUGUUGACGCUUACAUCUUUCCGUGUGCUAAAUGUGGUAAUGGUCCCGAGCAGGUGAGUACAUUUACAUGA